Molecule: messenger RNA, 3729 nt
Organism: Actinia tenebrosa (Australian red waratah sea anemone)
Lineage: Eukaryota; Metazoa; Cnidaria; Anthozoa; Actiniaria; Actiniidae
Product: divergent protein kinase domain 2A
Source: RefSeq, a predicted model, not a curated record
UGAAGAAGAAAAAUUGUGUAAUAUUAAGCCGUGUUUAUGAGGCCGAAUUUCUUACAGUUUAUUCGGCCAUUGUUAUUCAAAAGACAAAGGAAGAAGCUAGUACUAUUCAUCUUUUUAGUAGCUGCGUUUAUAUUCAGAUUAACUUGUUGGAAGGCUGUCGAAUGGCUGUUUCAAGUCCCUCAUAUUUUGACAGCAGAUGAAAUUGGACUUUCAAAAUGCCCUGCUUGCUUUGGAGUCAAUACCUCUUUAUGUCAAAGUAUUUUAGAUGGUGAAAUCACCGUAAAGACCAAUGGGUUUUGGACAAAUGAGUAUACAAAGGGUGUUAUGUAUGGGAGAUGGAAAAACAUGGAAGUGGUCGUUAAGUAUCUUGCUUCGACCAGUGAAAUAGCUGAAUUUGAUAGACAUAUUUGCACGAGUGCAGGAAUGAAUUCGAAGCUUUCCUGCGACCUUAAAUCUAAUGUAUGGAGUUCUUUCUUAGCUAACGAGACUUCUGUCAAAAAAAUGUUAUAUGAUGGGAUGGACUGUACUUUUCACCGACUUUUGCAAAAAAUUAUUGGAACUUAUAGCAAAAGUGAAAAAGGUUUAACAGGAGAGGAGAAACUUUACUUAAGUACAGCUUUACAUCUUAACCAAGAAGUGAUAUUACUUCAGGUUUUCCCCAAGAAAGAUGGCUGGCCAUUUCCUACAUUUUAUGGAGCAUGCGGAAGAGUAAUAGUUGUUGAAAAUGUAGGCAAGAACUUAAAGUCUCUUGAUAAAAAACCUUGGCCAGUGCGUGCUAAGAUUGCUCUAAAUCUCAUUAAACUGGCCCUCAAGUUAGGCUCAGGGGAGGUUGAGGAUUGGGUGCUGUACUUGGGUGAUCCCUUGGCAGAGAACUUUGGUGUCAAUGAAAAGGGUGAUGUUGUACUGCUUGAUAUGGAGCAUAUCUUGGUUGCUGACCGAAGACAGAUGACAAAGAAAAUGAAUGGAGCAACUUGUCCUGAUAACUGCCCUUCAAACAAGCCAGAGUGUUUGCAGUACAGCCCAAGUGAUCUUUGUAAUGGUAUCUGUAGAGAUCAUAACUUGUAUGCAUUGUGUCAAGGUGUUUUGGCAGACAUGAAGGGACGACAAGGCCUACUACACUCUGCUCCAGGAAAAAAGCUAAGAGUGAAAUUAAAUCAACUUCUUCAAGACUGCGUUAGUGGGGAAAAUGGAAGACGAGAAGAUGUAAUGUCGAAAAUAGCAAAAAACUUAGAAAAUCAAAUAUUUGUUAAUUGAAAAAUUGCAUUUAUGGGCCAGGGCAUGUAAGAAACUUGACUCAAAAUUGUUUUAUAUAAUAUAGCUUUAUUUUACUUUUUGAAAAAUAAUAAUUCAACAACAACAAGUACAAUAUUAAUUGUAGUUAAAUAAAUUAUAAUUCUUUUAAUUGAAAACAAUAAAAGAAAAUAAACCAAAAAUAAUCUUAAUGUUAUGUACACCAACAUGUGUAACGUAUUGGCCACUUUAGAAAUGAGUGAAGGACUGGGAACAAGUAUAUAGAAGGUGUUGAUAAUUAAUCUUAUUUGAAAACGAUUCCCCUGAUGAAAAAGAGCACAUCAAAAUUACUAGGCUUCUGCAGUAUGGCUUUGAUUUUAAAACAGUUAAAUUAUAAGCAAUCAAAAACAUAAAAAAUUAGAAUGAAAUGUAUGUUUAGUAAGGACAAGCGGCAUCCCCAGUAACCAUACAUUUCUUUGUAAGACUGUGUUCAUAAUGUAUGGCAGAGGGGGGGCAAGUGAAAUUGAGGAGGGAUGGGCAAAUUCUUAUCAGAAAAAUGGGGGGGAUGCACAAUUUUUGGAAGAAGCUACAAGCCUUGCUUACCUGGGGGGAUCAUAUUUUUUUUGGGUGUUAAGAAUUAUUCUGGACAUUUCAAAUUUUCACCUGCCCCCCCCCUUCCCUCUGAGAUACAUUAUGAACGUAGCCAAUUAUUGAGAUGCUUGGGAGGUUGCUACAUGAAAGGUAUAAAACCCAAAAUCUUGAAACUCCAGAGAUUUACUAAUUUCGAUAUACUCUUUCUUGUUGUGGCAUUUAUUUUGUAACUAGGCUAAUUCUAAAAACUCGUUACCAGUGCUCAACUCAUUUCUAAAGUGGCCAAUUGAUUAGUAAUAAAAAUACAAUAGCAUUAAAAGAUUUUUAUUUUGCAUUGGUUUCUCCACCAAGAACCUGACAUAUCGAUCAUACCACACAAAUCUGUCUGCCAACAUUUUCUAAUAGUCAUGACAUGGAGUGAUUUUCAUAAACMUGUGAAAUACAUUUUARCGURUUUAGUACUAUUACGCUCUAACUCCUUUGUUUUCUAUUGUUUGAAUCUGGCUWUUACYAUYUAAUAAGUAACUUUUGUUUCACGGGUUGUUGAAAACCACUCUAUGACUUUUGAAAAAUGAUUUGGUCUUAAACGCUAAAACUAAACCUGUAUAAAUGACACUGUAGUCAAGAAAUGAGAAAAGAGAGGCUAACACAAUGAUAACCCAAUAGCAGAAAUCAAUGAAACUGGAACAAAAAGUUGGGUUCUUGGCCAUGGAUUCAACAACGAGCAUAAAAAAAUAAAACAAUUGGCAAACUUGAACUAUAUUUGAAACCAAAAAAUUACAUGUACUCUGCAUGCAGUACAACAUACCAUUAUAUUGUAUAUGAGAAUUUCAAAAUUUUUAUUAAAAUAAAAAAAUAACUAAAUACUAUCAAACUAGGUUGAAUACCAGUUUGCGAGACUUGAAAAUAUUUUUCUUGCAUAGAUCUAGAUUUUUCUAGAUUUACAGUUUAUUUUGCUAAACAAGUUUUGGAAAUGUUCUUGGAAGUACACAAUGAUUCUUUGUUCAUCUUUGUUACUUAAAGUAUCAUUUAUUAAGAUUUUUUUUUAAAUUUUCAGAAAGGAAUAAUUAAAGUUUCUGUGUCCUGGGCAAAAUUAGGGCUGCAACAGAAACUUGAACUUUGAUGAAUCAAUUUGUAAAUAACAUUCCAACAAUCCAAAAAAAUUAAUGUACCUAACUAUAGAUUGUAAUGUAUUGGCACAUUAUGUACAUUUAUUAAAACACUUUAUAACUACCCCUGCUAUUUAUGUCAAAAUGUUUUCUAGUUAACAUAUCAAGUCAUUUUUACAUCUUGUAGGGGAGAUUAUGAUCUGCUAUUACUGACUAUAAAGCUUGAAACUAGUUUCUUUGAGGAAGGUAAAACUUUGACAAAUGUUAUAAAUUACUAAUUCUGCUUAAUGUGUGUUCACUUGACCUACACACAGUUAUAUACCAUCACACUACACUACACCACACCUCACAGUAACAUGAAACAGGGACAAAAUUCAAUCUUAAGAUUGCAAGCUGCAUGAAUUCAAACUGGUUAAAAACUGUUUCAUGAAGAAGUGGCGACAAAUUGGUCUGAAAUUAAACGUAACAAUAAACAUAGAUGUUUUCUGAGAGCAAACAUGGUGCAUUGCAGUCUAAGUGUACAAAUAUUGCUUAUAUAGUGUUGUUGUACUCAAGCUGGACCACAAUGCAUCUUGUUUGUUGAAGUCAAAAAAUCUGACCCAUGGCACUGGAAUACUGGCACAUGAAAAUGAAUGAUGACUUUGAAGCUAGUUUUGAAGUCCCAGCUAUUUACAGCUUACCUAAAGCCUAAAAACUGGCCAUACAUGUAUGGCUGAACACCAUGAACUUUAGCUAAUCCUGUAUUUAAAAUAAUUAUAUGUCAAACCAUAAUGCAAUAAAAAUUUAAUAUAACUGUCUU